AAACAAUUGGGAAAAAGGUUUUGAACAAGCGUAAACAACGACCAAGACCUGUUUGGUUGGUAAAUUUCUUCAGUUCUAUUUAUAAAGCAAAUCUCCUUUUAGAUCUGUUUCAUUUUCAAAGCCUUCUUCACGAUCUCUCAAAACUGAGGGUAACAGCCAAACGAGUCACACUCCUUUCUACUCCAUCAAACGAUUUUUUACCGAUCCGACACUCUUCCCUUACAGGUCCCGUUGGUGUAUCAUGUGCUAUGCUUAUGCGGCUGACUUAUCUACUGUAUGAUGAUAGUCAAUAAGCUUUUCAUGUACAAUGCAAGAAUGGACUAGAAAACUCUGGCGUGAAGAGUAACUUUGCUUAGAAUUUGUAGUGCAAGCAUGGUGCUUAACAAAGUUACAGAAAUUGUUUCCGCUGCAGUGGCUCGUUUCUCGAACCCAAAGACGUCUAGCACUCCAUAUCCAUCAUCGGGGUUACCACCUCUGCCAGGUUCACUUAAUAUUUCCAGCUUAGAUCAGAAGAACAAGUUGAGACUUUCCUCAUCCCUUCAAGAUCUUUCUGCAUAUCGGCGGCUUGAUCUGGAAGAUGGUGAUCUUAACCCUGAAAUAGAGAGGGGUUCAACUAAUUUAAAACGGCUAAAUCUUUUCAAGAGAGAAAAUUUGGGUACAAGCUUCUCCAAGGUGAAGGGGUCACCAGCAGUCAAUUCUGCACGAACGAAAUGGAAGCGAGUUAUCUUAGUUCUCCUCUGCUUGCUAUUGGUUGCAUUUCUCUUAUAUAUGUUGUUUUUUUAUCUUAAUUUAUUCCGCGGAGAGUCAAAGUUUUAUGUUGUGCUUGAUUGUGGUAGUACUGGGACUCGUGUUUAUGUAUAUCAAUCAUCCCCUAACUAUAAAAAAGAUAGCGAUCUCCCUAUUGUAUUGAGAUCACUGCCAGAGGGUUUCCAGAGAAACUCAAGAUUACAGAGUGGACGGGCUUACAACAGAAUGGAGACAGAACCUGGAUUUGACAAAUUGGUGCACAACACAUCUGGCUUGAGAAAAGCAAUCAAGCCACUAAUUAAGUGGGCAGUGAAGCAAAUCCCCAAGCAUGCGCAUAAAUCUACUUAUCUCUAUCUUUAUGCUACGGCUGGGGUCCGCAGGCUGCCAAAUUCAGAUUCAGAAUGGCUUCUCAACAAUGCUUGGUCCAUUUUAAAAAGUUCGCCUUUUAUGUGCAAGAGAGAAUGGGUUAAAACUAUCACUGGCAUGGAGGAAGCCUAUUAUGGAUGGAUAGCUAUGAAUUACCACACCGGUAUAUUGGGGGCAAAACCUAAAAAAGGAACAUUUGGUGCACUUGACUUAGGUGGCUCAUCGUUGCAGGUUACUUUUGAGAGCAAGGAAAAUCUCCCUGAUGAAACUAGCUUAGAGCUGAAUAUUGGUGCAGUUAAUCAUCAUCUUACUGCUUAUUCCUUAGCAGGAUAUGGCCUGAAUGAUGCUUUUGACAAGUCUGUAGUUCAGCUUCUCAAGAGGCUUCCCAAGAUCAGUAAUGCAGAUCUCACCAGUGGAAACAUUGAGAUCAAGCAUCCGUGUUUGAAUUCUGGUUACAAGGAGCAAUAUAUCUGUACUCAUUGUGUUUCCCUAUACCAAGAAGGUGGUAAUCCUACCACUGGGAGAGAAGUUUCUGGUAAAGGGGGAAAGCCUGGAGUUCGUGUUCAGCUUGUUGGAGCUCCAAAAUGGGAAGAAUGCAAUUCACUUGCAAAAGUUGCUGUCAAUUUGUCUGAAUGGUCUGGCAAAAAUCCAGGAAUUGAUUGUGAGUUGCAGCCCUGUGCUCUUGCAGAAAAUCUUCCUCGUCCUUAUGGCCAGUUCUAUGCUAUGUCUGGUUUUUACGUGGUAUAUCGUUUUUUCAACUUGACCCCUGAUGCUGCGCUGGAUGAUGUAUUAGAAAAGGGUCAGGAAUUUUGUGAGAAGACUUGGGAUGUCGCAAAGACUAGUGUUGCACCUCAGCCUUUCAUAGAACAGUAUUGCUUCAGGGCACCAUACGUUGUCUUUUUGUUGAGAGAAGGCUUGCACAUUACUGAUAGUCAGGUAACCAUUGGUUCCGGAAGUAUUACUUGGACACUAGGUGUUGCACUGUUGGAAGCUGGAAAGGCAGUUUCAACUGGGGUGGAACUUAUUAGUUACAAGCUAUUGCUCAUGAAGAUGCACCCAAUUAUUCUGUUUGCUAUUUUGUUUGCUUCAUUAGCUGUUCUUCUUUGUGCAUUAUCAUGUGUUGGGAAGUGGAUGCCCAGGUUCUUCCGUAGGCAAUAUCUCCCCCUUUUUGGGAAUAAUAGUGCUUCAUCCACAUCUAUAAUCAACAUUCCAGCUCCUUUCAGUUUCAGGCGGUGGAGUCCUGUUAUUACAGGUGAAGGAAGAGUGAAAAUGCCACUCAGUCCAACAGUUGCUAAUACACAACAGAGACCAUUUGACACUGGGCAUGGUUUCGGUGGCAAUGGUAUCCAGCUCACUGAAUCUUCUUUAUAUUCAUCGUCUAGUAGUGUCGCACAUAGUUUUUCAUCAGGGAGCUUGGGUCAGAUGCAAUUUGAAAGUAGUAGCACGGGUUCCUUCUGGUCCCCACACAGAAGCCAACAGCGUCUCCAGAGCAGGAGAUCCCAGUCACGAGAAGAUCUUAUUUCUUCACUGGCUGAAGUGCCCUUGCCUCCAAAGGUCUAACUAAAUCUGAUGGUAAUAUUGCUGUAUGAAGAGAAAAUCAUGAGGCUGAUGAUUGCUAAUGGCUCAUUAGCCAAAUUGCUAAUUACCAUCAUCUAUGAAUCUCAUGAUAUACGCCUGUCCUACGUUCUCCUUUAGAGGCACCAUAAUGAGGCUACUACUUAUUCAUCUGACAUUACAUAGAAUAGAUUCAUGACACGGACAUUAUCAGCCAAAAGAAGUCUGGCCUCACUAAGCCAGGCGACUGUGCAGAACAGCCGAUAACUUGUUACUAUGAGGAGCUUGACAAAGAUUUGCAUCCUGUGAAUAUUGGGGAUACUAAUGAACUCCAACUAUGAUUCCAACUUGAUAGUCCAAAGUUUCACAUGAUUUGAAUGGAGGAGAUUCUCUAAAUACAGUCCUUUAUGUGAAUGAGGUAGCCGGCUUGUAAAUGGUCAAAUUUCAGGUUAGGUUAACUCGAGAUUUUGGCAACUCAUUCUCUACUCAUAUUUUUCACAGUAUACAUGUUCCUUAAUUCUUUGUACUACCCACUAUUCUAAUGUACUUCUAUUUAGAGAAUUCAACAUUUUCACAA
This is a messenger RNA of Nicotiana tabacum (common tobacco), 3244 nucleotides long. The record is from RefSeq and is a predicted model, not a curated record. NCBI's taxonomy places the organism in Eukaryota, Viridiplantae, Streptophyta, Magnoliopsida, Solanales, Solanaceae.